AUGUCCGAUUCCCACAACCGGAGCCAAACCACUACACGUCGCAGUGACUACGUGUGGCAAUAUGAAUAUUAUGACGAUGAGGAGCCUGUGUCUUUUGAGGGACUCAAGGCGCACAGAUACUCCAUCGUAAUUGGCUUCUGGGUCGGACUUGCUGUGUUUGUCAUUUUCAUGUUCUUUGUUCUCACGCUGCUCACAAAGACCGGAGCGCCACAUCAAGAAAACCCUGACUGUGCUGAAAAGCGCCAUCGACCAGGCUGUCUGGUAAAUAUCAGCAGUCCCCAGGACGAAAAUGACAAAGCCUUCUCUCGUCCAUUGCUAGCUGAGUCCCGCUCAUAUUUUCAUUUCUAUAUUAAUGAGGAGGAUCAGGGUCCAGGGAAGCAAAAACCAGAUGACAAGAGAGUUGGGAAGCACACUGGAGCUCGAGCUCAGCAGGAGACCUGUAACAGACCUGAAAGUAUGAGCUCCUCAGCGAUGGACGAGAUGGAAGAGGAAGUCGGGGGACACCGGCCUCUCACGGGACUAAUAGAGGAGAGUAAGAUAGACAGAGAGUGUGACUUCCUAUCCCACUUCAACAUCCCUAACUUUGUAAACUUGGAGCACAGUUCCACACUGGGAGAAGAUGAUCUGCUGUAUGAGCCAUCCGUCAUACUGGAGCGCCAGUCUCACGCACAAGAUCCUCACCGUGAUCUGCACUAA
This is a messenger RNA of Scomber scombrus (Atlantic mackerel), 696 nucleotides long. RefSeq names its product melanocortin-2 receptor accessory protein 2A-like. Lineage: Eukaryota; Metazoa; Chordata; Actinopteri; Scombriformes; Scombridae. Gene Ontology annotation, biological process: protein localization to plasma membrane; regulation of adenylate cyclase-activating G protein-coupled receptor signaling pathway. Gene Ontology annotation, cellular component: plasma membrane; endoplasmic reticulum. The transcript has 3 exons. Gene Ontology annotation, molecular function: corticotropin hormone receptor binding; signaling receptor regulator activity; type 5 melanocortin receptor binding. The record is from RefSeq and is a predicted model, not a curated record. The coding region runs from base 1 to 696 and encodes 231 amino acids.